AUGGCUUCGCCUGGGCCCUUAAAAGUACAGCUAGGCGACCGUCCCAGCGAUCUGUGUGCGGGGCUGCUGCACGGCCUAGCCAACUGGCUCGGGGCGACGCCCAUCCUCGUUCGGGGGUCAGUUCGGGGGCUUCAGCGCGAGAAGGUCUUCAUGCGGGAGCUCGGGCGUGCUCUUGGCGUCGCCCCCAUCUUUCUGCAGCUGCAGGAAGACGGACGCGACGUCGCGGAAGCAGCGGCUUCGUCUGUGUUCGUGCACGUGCACUUCGUGCAGCCAGCGCUAACUCCGCUGGAAUGGGUCGUCACCGUUGACGUCUAUCUCGAGCGUGGGGACGAGGACGAGGCCUUGGCAGUGCUCAUGCACCACGAGGUGCCGGAGCUAGCAAAUGAGAUCUGGGAUGAUACGCUGCGUAUCAUCGCCCAGCACCACCAUUCCGUUCUCAUCAUGCUGAUCAUGCGAGGACGCCUUGCCGUCGAUCGUCGGCUCCCGGUGGAAGAUUUCUCUUCCUGGCGUGCUCCGCUUCUGUCGCUGGCCGUGGAACAGCCCAGAGGCGAUUUCGAAGCGCUUUUGGCAUUGCGGGCGGAUGCUAAUUUCCCCGACAGUCGUGGUCACACCCCUCUGGCUUAUGCCGUCUUGGCCUACUCGCACGGUUGCACCACGCUGCUGCUACGAGCAGGUGCCUCGGUCGCGCCGGACACCGGAUAUUGCCCGCUCCUGUUAUCCGUGGCCAAGAUGCAGCGUCAAAUGAUGCAUAUUCUGCUACAUGCUAGAGCCUGCCCCCAUCGCUGUGCCGUAGCGGGCAGCCUUCGCGGGGUUUCUCCACAUGGCCUGGCGUGUCAAUGGGACGAUGCAGAGACCAUGCGGGCUUUUCGAAUCCAUGGGCACCAUGCCGCCGGCCCGCACCCGGCGAUCCUGCCCGUGUCUUUUUCCUUGAGCGGAAGGGAAGUUGCUUUCAGUGAAGCUGGAGCCGAACAUGCUAUCAUUCUACAGCUUUGCCAUCGCAUGCCUCCGGUGGGACUAUUUGCUCGAGAACAGUGCGAUCGGGUUGCCAUCACUUACGACUCUUCUGCGUCCGUGGAUACUCACGCGCUUUUUUUGCGGCGUGCCCUUAGCGGGGGCGACUAUGACUUGGCUGCCAAUGUCCUGGAGCGUCAUCCCUUCUUGAUCGAGCAGGAGCAUGGAGCAUGGGGCGACCACGGCCUUCCUCUUUGUUGGGCGGCCGAGCGACGGGAAGUCGGAGCUGUGUCUACGCUGCUACAGGCGCGGGCAUCUCCGAACACGACGGGCCGCCGCCGUGCUGGCCCGCUUCUGCUUGCGGUCCGAUUCGAAGACGUCGGAUCGGUCGCCACACUUCUCCUGGCAAGAGCAGAUGUCAAUCGCGCCAGUCCGGAGGGCCGCUCUGCACUGAGCAUGGGGGCGGCGCUGCGCUCUCAACCUUUGGUCUCGCUCCUCUUGGAGUUCCGCGCUCACGUGAGCCCAUGUCUCGAGGUUCUCUUGCCGCUACUGAACAGCACGUUCCUGCGUGUGGGCCAAGGCCACGACCACUGUGCAACGCCGGUUCUACUGUUGCGCGCGGCUGGUGGUCUUUCGCAUCCCCUCCGGGUCCAUGCCGCAAUCUCGGAACUCGUUCCGAAACUCCUGGCCGAUGGCAACUGGUCCGCAAUCUUUCUUCUUCAGUGCUGGGCGCAGUCGCAGUUGGGUCUCCAAUCGAAGGUCGGUCGCGACCGUCGCCUCGUCCAGGCUUCAGAGUCCUAG
Molecule: messenger RNA, 1752 nt
Organism: Symbiodinium sp. CCMP2592
Lineage: Eukaryota; Dinophyceae; Suessiales; Symbiodiniaceae
Source: the annotation of a GenBank genome assembly